Molecule: messenger RNA, 2450 nt
Organism: Penaeus chinensis
Lineage: Eukaryota; Metazoa; Arthropoda; Malacostraca; Decapoda; Penaeidae
Product: ankyrin-3-like
Molecular function (GO): protein binding
Source: RefSeq, a predicted model, not a curated record
GGUUGAUUACGAUUCACAAGGCUUCUCACUAUGGAUACAAGGACAUUCUCCAAGAGCUUUUAAACGCAGGAGCAGCGAAAGACACACAGGAUAAACUGGGCAGGACCGCUCUACACCACGCAGUGAUUGAAAGGAAGGCGGUGUCAGUGAAUCUGCUCCUGGCUGCGUGCUGUGACAUCACUCUGAAAACCAAACGAGGAGAAACGGCGCUGAGAAUUGCAGAGAGGAAAGGCAACUCAGCCAUCAUAAAUGCUCUGAAAAAUCAUAACGCAUGUAAAUAGACAAACAGCGUUGACAAGAGACACUCAACCACACCGCUCUUCAAGUCUUCCCACUGAAUGGCUGCAUUAUAGAAAACUUUGCAACCCAUAUUUUCCUCGCUGCAAGACUAACAUCAACUGCCUAACACGGGAUUCAAUUGUCAGCUUUGCAACAAAUACUUCUACAAUCUCCAGCAUAUAAGUGUUGUCAAUCCCGCCGUUCUUUGACAAGUAGGUCAGGAUGAGGAUUGAAAAGUUUCCUUUUGCCUCCUUGAUAUUCAUCAGCAUAUCCCUCUGUAUAUACCGUCUGUCGGCAUUUGCAACAUCAGCGUUGGUGGAGGCUGCAAGAAAAGAUCUUCUGUCAGGGUUAUCCGCGACAGCAAAAAGUGUGGUCAACAUAACAGCAGAACUAUCAAAAGAUAUCAACUCUCUGAAACACACACACACACACACAUACACACACACACACACACACACACACACACACACACACACACACACACACACACACACACACAAAAAAAAAAAAACCCACACACACAAAAAAAAAAAAAAAACACACACACACACACAUAUAUAUACACACACACGCGCAAGCAUGUAUGUAUUCAUAUAUACUUCUGAACAUACCACGAAUUUCAGGUGUUCCUCUGAAAAAUCGAGAGGACUUAGCCUUGGAUGCGACCGAACUCAUGUUGCUGAAGUUGCAGAGGCUCUGUGAAACCUCCCUUCGCUAUUCAUCUGCUGACAAACUCUGCCAUUUGCGGAGGCUCAAAUGUGCGGCUGUUUUUGAGGCCUGUGGGCCGACGCUCAACUCUUUCCAGUGCUGAAAAAGGUAUCCGUUUUUCGCGGUUGUAAGUUUGGGUUUUGAUCCUUGAUUAUUAGCAAUUGGCAUUAAUUAAGUUUUUUUACUGAUUUUUUUUCUUCGAACUUUGUCUUCCUCUCUUUGCCGGUGAGAUUAUUUUCUGUCAAAGCCUUUGCUAUUAAUUGCGUUUUGCUUCACUCAAGAAAAUUAUGAUUUAUUGUCAUAUCACUCACUGUCAAUUUCCCUCAAUAUUCAAACAGAGUUCUCAAUAUCAUUUCCGACUCAAAAAUCUCUUUCUUUCUUUCUGUUCCUUCUUCUGUUUUUCCAAAGAACCUUCUCCUUCCUCAAAAUUAAUCUGUGAACCGACAGUUGUAACAUAUCAAGAUUUUUUCCCAGUUAGUUGUAGCGUGACUUAAGGAAACGCCAUUUGGCAAUCAGUAGGUUAUGUAUAUGUGUAUAUAUAUAUAUAUAUAUAUAUAUAUAUAUAUAUAUACAUAUACAUAUAUAUACAUAUACAUACAUAUAUGCAAACACACACACACACACACAUACACACACACACACACACACACACACACACACACACACACACACACACACAUAUGUAUGUAUGUAUGCAUAUAUAUAAAAUAUGAAUAUAUGCAUGCAUGCGUGCGCGUAACUCCUCUCAAACUGGGAAUAAAGAUAAUUUAGUUCAAUUCAAUCUUCUCAGCGCUAAAGAGGUCAGUCAGUUGAAAAUCGUAUUUUUUCUAAAGUAUUACUGUCAGCGUUCGAAAGUCUUGCUCGUUUGUUUUAUAAAUUGCUUAUUCGCUUUGAAUCCAUAAUAUACUUGUCAGUCUGUUUCUGUCUGUCUGUCUGUCUGCCCGUCUGUCUGUCUGUCUGUCUCUCUGUCUCUCUCUCUCUCCCUCUCUUUCUCUCUUACUGUCUCUCCAGUUGAUCUCUAACUACUAAGAACUAGAAUUGUUUACAAAUAUCAUUCACCCCCCCACCCCCUGCAAAAAAUUAAUCAAAUGUGUUAAUUAAAUUAAUAUCUGUUCCGAUUACUUUCAUCUGCAACAAAUAAUAUCAACGCAAUACUGAUACUUUUUAAAGCCAAAGCGAGAAUUAUAAUGUAACCGCUUUGGGAAUCAUAUGAAUUGCUCAUCAUUUGAUAUAUUUUCUUGAUAUAUCAGAUGUUCAAGGAAUUACUUUUUUUAUAUUUACAUAAAUAUGCCACAUUGUGAUGGCCUUUAGACUUAUGUUAAUUUGCAUAUCAAACAUGCUGAGCAAAUCUGCUCUUCCUAGCACUUACUCUGUAUCUCACACGUAUAGCUUAUGUAGUUACCACUCUGUAUGGAAUUCUAUUAUUUUCAUAUAAAACACGCAAAUAAAUUUUUACACACGCA